Molecule: messenger RNA, 6793 nt
Organism: Phascolarctos cinereus (koala)
Lineage: Eukaryota; Metazoa; Chordata; Mammalia; Diprotodontia; Phascolarctidae
Source: RefSeq, a predicted model, not a curated record
GCCCGCCCCCACCGCGGCCCCUUCAUGGACAGGAACUACCCGAGCGCCGGCUUCGGGGACCCGCUCGGCGCCGGGGCGGGAUGGAGCUACGAGAGAUCAGCGAAAGCUAGCUUGGUAUAUGGCGGCUCCAGGACUUCCCACCCGGAGACAGACAUCUUACACCGCCAGGCUUAUGCAGCCCCUCACCCGCUUCAGGGGUAUGCCACCAAUCACCACCCUGCAGGUCUCUCUGGCUUGUUUGACACGGGCCUCCACCAUGCUGGUUCAGCUGGCCCAGAUGCCUCAGUCAUGAAUCUGAUCUCUGCCCUGGAGUCCCGGGCCCCCCAGCCAGGCCCGUCUGCUUCCUCUCUCCUGUCCCAGUUCCGAAGUCCAUCCUGGCAGACAGCCAUGCACACACCUGGCCCCACGGAGCUGUUCAUCUCGGGGGCCUUGCCCGGCUCGGGGACGUUCCCAUCCUCCUCCGCUCUGUCUGCCUAUCAGCACCCAGCUUCAUUUGGGGGUCGCCCCUUCCCGGUGCCAUCAUCUCUAAGCCUCCAGGACCCACCCUUCAGCCCACCAGCCAAUGGGCUUCUCUCACCACAUGAUGUCUUGCACCUGAAGCCUUCCCAGGCCCCGACCGUGCCCUCUUCACUGGGCUUCGAGAGGCUGGCAGGGGGUGGCGUCCUGGGGCCUGCCAGCCUGGGGCCUGCUCAGACUCCUCCCUACCGCCCAGGACCUCCUGAGCCUCCCCCUCCUCCCCGCCAUCUCCCUGCUCAGUUUAACCUGCUGGCCUCCUCUUCUUCAGAGCAGUCUUCUCCCCAGCUGUACAACUUCUCUGGGGCUGCCCCACCGGGGCCCCCACCCGAGCGGGCCUUGCCCAGGCAAGACAGCGUCAUCAAGCACUACCAGAGGCCGGCCAGUGCCCAGCCCCCCCCCCCCCCCACCCCCCCAACGGCCCACUCCCUACAGCACUACCUGAGCUGUGGCGGCAGCUACCCGCCCCCAGCCAUGGGUCACCGGGCCAGCCUGGCCUGUAGUCCUCUAGGGGGGGAGCCUUCCCCUGGAGCUGGAGAGGCAGCCAAGGGGGGGCAGGGGGCUGGCACAGGGAGUACGGGGGCUGGGGGCCGGGCAGCAGGCCCAGAAGCUGGGCCAGGGCCAGGGGGGCAGGGGGCUGGUGCGGCAGGGGGAGGCUACCGCCCCAUCAUUCAGUCACCUGGUUACAAGACAGCCAAGGGGGGUUAUGGGACGGGGACGGGAACGGCACGGCCCCCCCCCUCCCGCUCCACAGCCACACCUAAGUGCCAGAGCCUGGGGGCUGGGGGCUAUGCUGCUGGGACCGGGAAGCCCAGUGGAGCUGGCAGUGGGGGGGGCCAAGCUUACUCCCCAGGCCAGCCCCAGGGCCUCCUGGGUCCCCAGGCCUACAGCCAGGGUUUUGGUGCCAGCCAGGCCCAGGACCUGAGUAAGGGGCCUGGUUAUACAGCAGGGCCUCCCCAGGCUCAGCCUGGUGGGCCCCCCCAGCAGCCUCCUCCCAGCCUGACCACCUGCCAAAGCUACUCCCCCGACCAGCUCCAGAGCCUUCCUUAUGGGGUGCAGAGUGAAGGCUAUCCUGGCCCUGCCCCCCACUCCCAGGGCCUGCCCACGGCUAGCCCCUCUCUCAGUUACAGCACUGGCCACUCUCCAGCCCUCUCAGGCCACGGUGGGGCCUGGGGCCACACACCGGCCUCCUUAGGUGGCGGUGGGGGUGGGGAAGCUAGUCCCUCCCACAUCAUCCGGCCGUUGCAGUCACCACCAGCCACGGGAGGAGGGCGGCCCCCGGGGGUGGCCAGCCCUGGUGCCCCUGGAAAGUACCUGAGUUCAGUGUUGGCCUCUCCGACCUUCCUGGGCCCCCCCGGUGGGGGUGCUGGCUACCCGGGGACAGGGGGAGCUGGGGGCUAUAAGGGCAAAGGAGAUGGGGGAGAGCUGCUGGGGGGACCGGGGAGUGGGGGCGCAGGGCAGCGCACCGAGGACGAGGACUUUCUCAUCCAGCACUUGCUGCAGGCCCCCAGCCCGCCCCGGGGCUCAGGCCCUGAAGGCCUAGUGGGAGAGUGUGAAGAGCAGAGGGGCAGCGAGGGGCCUGGUGGCGGGGGCGGCCCUAAGGCUGCCGCUGCAGCCUACGACCUGGCCAAGGAGGAGCAGCAGCGCUAUCACCUGCAGAGCGUGAUCCGGACGAGCGCCAGCCUGGACGAGGGGGCUGCGCUCGAGCUGGGCCUGGGGCGGCUGAAGGACAAGAAGAAGUCUGCCAGCAGCGAGCGGGGUGGGGGCACCCCCGAGGCCCUGGCCACCUCGGUCGUCCACUACGGGGCAGGGGCCAAGGACCUGGGGGCUUACCUGCAGAAGACGCCUCCGCCACCUGCCCCAGCCCCGCCGCCGCCACCCUCCCACCACAACCUGCUCUUGGAGGGAGCCCCUGAACUUCCUCUUGUCCUGCCCCCACCUCCGCCUCCACCUCCACCCCAGCUCCUGCCUUCAGUGCUGAGCCAUGCGCCCAGCCCCCCGGCUCCCCCCUCCGCUCCUCCGCCCCGCAAAGUGGGUGUGCACCUCCUAGAGCCGCCACCUCGGGACACCGGACCUCUCCAACUGGAGGCCCACCUGCGGGGGCCGCCUGGCCUUGAAGCAUCCCCCAGCCCCCGGCUGCGUGCGGAUGAGGGCCUGGAGGCCCCCGGAGCCAUGCAGGACCUGCUGGGCGCCUUGGAGCCCCUGCCCGCGCCCCCUGCCGAGGCGGGCGGCCCUCAGCCUGGGGAGGCCAAGGACCCGGCAGGAGCCUACCGCAGCCCCAGCCCGCAGGGGCCCAAGGCGCCACGCUUCGUGCCCUUGACGUCCAUCUGCUUCCCGGACUCGCUGCUGCAGGACGAGGAGCGCAGCUUUUUCCCCACCAUGGAGGAGAUGUUUGGUGGUGGAAGCGGCGAUGAUUACCCCAAGGCAGGGCCCCCGGAGGAUGAGGCCGAUCCCAAGGGCAGUGGCAGUGGCAGCGGAGCCGCCCCCCCGGGGCCUCCAGCCUAUGAUCCCUAUGGCCCCUACUGCCCUGGCGGACCAGCGAGUGGGGGGCCCGAGCCACCCGGACUGGGCUUGGACCCUGGCAAGACCCCUGUUGAGCUGCCGUCCACAGUUAACACAGAGCCCCUGGGCCUGAUCCAGGCCGGGCAGCACCAGCCUCCCCCACCUCCGCCGCCCCCCCCACCCCCACCCCCUGAGCCCAAGGGCGGCCUUACCUCACCCAUCUUCUGCUCAUCCAAGCCCAAGAAGCUGCUGAAGACCUCGUCUUUCCACCUGCUGCGGCGGCGGGACCCUCCCUUCCAGACCCCCAAGAAGCUGUAUGCGCAGGAGUACGAGUUUGAGGCUGAUGAGGACAAGGCCGACGUGCCUGCUGACAUCCGUCUCAACUCCCGUCGCCUCCCCGACCUGCUGCCAGACCUUGUGUCCAGCUGCCGUUCACGCCCGGCCCUUUCACCCCUGGGGGAUAUUGACUUCUGUCCGCCAGCCCCUGGCCCUACCGGGCCCCGGCGCCGGGGAAGGAAGCCCACUAAAGCCAAACGUGACGGCCCGCCUCGGCCCCGGGGACGGCCCCGCAUCCGGCCCCUGGCCGAACCUCCUCCUGGGCCCCAGCUGGGUCCCCAUGCUCCCGGAGCCCAGGCAGAUGGAGCCAGGAAGCCCCGGGGUCGGGGCCGAGGCCGGGGGAGGAAGGCGGAUGAGCCCAGCACCGAGGGGCUGGAGCCCCUGAAGCCGCUCAAGAUCAAAUUGGCACUGCCCAAAGUGGGUGAGGGUGGCAGCCCUGUGGUAGGCGAGCCAGCAUCUUCUGGCCCCAUGGAUGGCGGCCUGGACUCGAGCCAGACCCGGGAGAAGAUCCAGGCGAAGAUCAAGGAGGUGGAGGAGAAGCAGCCGGAGAUGAAGUCGGGCUUCAUGGCCUCUUUCCUGGACUUCCUCAAAUCGGGCAAGAGACAGCAGCUGCCUUCGGGCUCGGGGCCGCCCCCCAGCCCUUCCAAGGCCGGGCCUGCCCGGACUUUGGGGCCACCCCCAGCUGUGGCCCCCCCACCCCCACCCCCACCGCCUGCCCCCACCUUUGGGCUCGGCGGGGCCCUGGAGGCCGCGGAGGGCGACGGCCUGGGCCUCGGCUGCCCCUCGCCCUGCAAGCGCCUGGACGAGGAGCUGAAGCGGAACCUGGAGACCCUGCCCUCCUUCUCCUCGGACGAGGAGGACUCGGUGGCCAAGAACCGCGACCUGCAGGCCAGCAUCUCCUCUGCCAUCUCAGCCCUGGAUGAUCCACCUGCCCCCAAAGACACCGGUCCGGCCGCCACCCCCGCCGCAGCCUCCAGCCCUGGUGAGGACCCUCAUCAGGGAGCGUGCUCCAUGUUCUGAACAGGGCCACCGUCUGUCCUUGCUCCCUCAGAAGCCCCUGUCCUGGACGAGAAGCCGCCCCCGUCACCUGCUCCAUCUUCUCCUCCCUCGCCCCCUCCCCCCCCACCCCUGGUGCCCCCAGAGCCCUCCUCCCCACCCCCUCCACCACCACCGCCUCCGCCUCCUGCCAUCCCUCCUGUGCCAAUGCCACUGCCCCCUCCGCCAGAGGUGCCAGCCCUGGUUCCAGCCCCGGCCCCGUCCCCCGAGGAGCCAGAGCCCCCUGAUGCUCGGCCCUUGCACUUAGCCAAGAAGCAGGAGACGGCGGCCGUGUGUGGUGAGACUGAUGAUGAAGCGGGGGAGAGUGGAGGUGAGGGCAUCUUUCGUGAGAGGGACGAGUUUGUCAUCCGGGCAGAGGACAUCCCAGCCCUCAAGCUGGCCCUGCAGACGGGCCGGGAGCCGCCCCCCAUCUGGAGGGUUCAGAAGGCCCUUCUCCAGAAGUUCACCCCAGAGAUCAAGGACGGACAGAGGCAGUUCUGCGCUACUAGCAAUUACUUGGGUUAUUUUGGGGAUGCCAAGAACCGAUACCAGCGUCUCUACGUGAAGUUUCUGGAGAAUGUGAAUAAGAAGGAUUACGUGAGAGUCUGUGCGCGAAAGCCUUGGCAUCGGCCCCCAGUCCCUGUCAGGCGUCCAGGACAGCCAAAGGCUAGUCCAGCAUCAUCUGUGACAGUGGCCCCAGGGGGUGGGGUGUCCCUUCCCAAGCCCCCAGCUCCCCCUUCAAAGCCAGAGCCCCCCGAGAGGCCCCCUGAGAAGCCCCUGGAAAAGUCCCCUGAAAAGGUCCCAGAGAAGUCCCCUGAGAAGUCCCCGGAGCCGGCCCCAGAGAAACCAUCUCCUCCAGCCCGCCCUCCUGACAAGGAGCGGGCCCUUCGGUCGGAGCGGGCCACUCGAGGGGAGCGGGGGCCCCGCCCUGGCCCCCCUGCAGUGGAGACAGCCCCAGCCAGGCCUCCACGCCCUCCAAAGGCCCGUCCAGCCAAGGUGAAGGCUGAGCCUCCCCCGAAGAAGAGGAAGAAGUGGCUGAAGGAGGCGAGUGAACGUUCGGCAGCGACCAGAGGCAGCUCCUCCGAGUCUGAGUCUUCCCCCGGGCCCCCCAGUGAGGAUGAGCGGGCGGCCUCUGGGAGGCUUCUGAAGACUCGGGCCAUGAGAGAGAUGUACCGCAGCUAUGUGGAGAUGCUGGUGAGCACAGCCCUGGACCCUGACAUGAUCCAGGCCUUGGAGGACACCCACGAUGAGCUGUACCUGCCCCCGAUGAGAAAGAUUGAUGGAAUCCUCAAUGAGCACAAGAAAAAAGUUCUCAAGCGCCUUUCCCUGAGCCCAGCCCUGCAGGAUGCCCUGCACACCUUCCCCCAGCUGCAGGUAGAGCGUGGCAGUGGUGGGACUGGGGGAGCAGAGGGUGCCCCUGGGACAGGCUCUGGUGCCGUGCGGCUUCGGCCUGCGGGGGACCCAUACAACCGGAAGACCCUGAGCAAACUGAAGAGAACUGUGGCCCGAGCGCAGGAGUUCAAGGUGGAGCUGGACAAGUCAAGCUUCUACACGCUCUAUCAUGCUCUCCACCACUACAAAUACCACACCUUCCUCCGCUGCAGGGACCAGACGCUGGCCAUCGAGGGAGGUGCUGAUGACCUGGGGCAGGAAGAGGUGGUGCAGCAGUGCAUGAGAAAUCAGCCCUGGCUGGAACAGCUUUUUGAUUCCUUCAGUGACCUCUUGGCUCAGGCCCAGGCCCAGGCCCAAGGCCGCUGCGUGUGACCCUGGGGGCCCACGAGUGUCCGAUGUCAGGGUCACUGACUUGCCCUGCUGGGUUGUAGCCCCUCCCUGCCCCCUACCCCCUUUCACUGUACAGAGAAAUUAUUUAUAUAUAUAUGUAUAAAUGUCUAUUUAGUACCCUCCCUCCUUUGCCCUCCCCUCCUCUGCCCUCCCUCCAUGUACAUAAUGUAUAGGAGAAGUCUAUGUAUGGGUGGGGGGUCCAGGGAGCGCUCUCACUUCCAACCAAGACCUUUUCUUUAAGGGCCGUCCCCUGGCAGUGGGAGGCUGUGGUGGGUGGGGCAGGGGAUCUCAGCUUGUUAAUUAUUUUUAAUCUUAUUUAUUGUACAUACCUUUGGGGAGGGGGAAGAGAAGGGGUCUUCACUCCGACCCCCCUCCUUUUCUACGUACAGCGCUUUGGGUCUGGUCCCUGGCCCAGCCCCAGCCCGCCUCGCUCCAGUUUCUGAGUGUUGUCUGAAUGUGGUUCCAUUUUUUAUCAGUCUGUCCACCCCCCUCCCCCUCCCCAACCCCUUCCUCUAUCCUGUUGUCUCUCACUCUGUCUUUCUCUUGGGGUUCUAAACAAUUCACCUUGUAUACACUGUGUACACAGAACCAGCCAGGCUCCGGAACAGCAACCACUUUAUUUGCA